UAAAAUGUCAACGUCAACAUAAUACAUAUCAAUGACAUGUUUGUGGCUGUUUUUAUUUUCAUAAAAUAAUAAAAAUAUAAAUUAAUUAAAAUAUAUAAUGAGUUAUAUGAGUGAUUUGUCGCAAUCCAACGAAUAUCUAAGCUUUAGAAGUAGUAUUCCGUUACGGAAAAUAGUCGUAGAUUCAGACGGUUCCAAGGCCUGGCGUAUAUUUGAUAGCGGACCAAAAUCAGUUCGGUGCCCUUUAAUAUGUUUGCCACCAGUUUCUGGGACUGCCGACGUGUUUUUUCUGCAAGUGAUGGGUUUGGCCUCGAGAGGCGUUCGCGUGAUAGCAGCCGAACCUCCACCAUACUGGAAUAUGAAAGAAUGGAUUGAUGGUUUUAAACGUCUCAUUGAUUAUUUGGAAUUAGAUAGGAUACACAUAUAUGGCGCCUCACUAGGAGGAUUCAUGGCUCAGAAAUUUGCUGAGCUUACAAGAAACUGUCCAAGGGUAGCUUCAUUGGUUCUAUGUAAUACAUUUACAGACACUUCAGUGUUUGAAUACAAUGAUUCAUCAGCACUUUUCUGGUUGCUUCCAUCUUUAGUGCUGAAAAGAAUGUUAAUGGGAAAUUUUACAACUGAUAAAGUUGAUAAGAGGAUAGCUGAAUCUAUUGAUUUCAUGGUAGAAAGGCUUGAGUCACUCAACCAAUCUGAAUUGGCUUCAAGACUAACUCUCAAUUGUAGUCCAUGCUACAUACAACCUCAUCUAUUGAAUAAUAUGCCAAUAACAAUCAUGGAUGUAUGGGAUGAAAGUGCAUUGAGUUCAAGAGUUAGAGAAGAUCUCUACAAAUCAUAUCCGCAAGCUAAACUAGCACAUUUAAAAAGUGGAGGCAAUUUUCCAUAUCUAAGCAGAAGUGAUGAAGUUAAUUUGCAUUUACUGAUACAUUUACGUCAAUUCGAUGGUACGGAAUUAUCAUCAUCUUAUUUAAGUCUUGUACCGCAACCAAAGACUGGCAACAAUUCUGAACAAGCUUCCGUUAGCUAUUUCAACCAGAGGGAUAAGUUUGUUAAAAUAUCAUGAAAUGGGAAAUUAUUCCAUAUAAUAUUGGAAAUAAGGUUGUUUUUAAUGUGUUUAUGCAUUUCAUAGAAAUAUUUAAAUUUUUAUAUCAUAAAAUUUACUAAUGGCUGCCAUUUAUAUUUAAUUCUUCUAGUAUGCAAAUAAAGUAGUGUGGAUUCAAGAUCUGGGGAAAAAAGAAAACAAUUUUUUAUGUUGCAAUUUAAAUAAAGUGCCUUGCUUACAAUUUUUGAAUAUUAUGUUUUUUUUCGUAAAAUAAGAUGUUUUUUUUAAAUAUUCUAAUUGAUGCUAAAAGAGCUGCUAAAAGACAAUACAGAC
This is a messenger RNA of Papilio xuthus (Asian swallowtail), 1369 nucleotides long. Its product is annotated as maspardin. The record is from RefSeq and is a predicted model, not a curated record. The coding region runs from base 98 to 1057 and encodes 319 amino acids. Lineage: Eukaryota; Metazoa; Arthropoda; Insecta; Lepidoptera; Papilionidae. The transcript is spliced from 5 exons.